Messenger RNA from Symbiodinium sp. CCMP2456, 882 nucleotides. NCBI's taxonomy places the organism in Eukaryota, Dinophyceae, Suessiales, Symbiodiniaceae. The record is from the annotation of a GenBank genome assembly.
GUGUCCAUGCUGGAGGAGUCCCUCAACCGGGCAUACGACAGCGCGUCGAUGCUUGGGAUGCAGGCAGAUUCCUGGCGAGGCUGCUUACGCCAAGCCAAGGUGGCUGCCGAUGCAGCGGAGACCGGUCGCCAAAGUGCCGGCGAGGCGCUGUCCACGUUCUCCUCUCAAUUAGAGGAUGCUUGUGCUCGGCUGUCUCCCGAGAUCGAAGGCGAUGGCGGCACUGGGGGACCCGAGGCUCUGCGAUGGGAGUUGCAGCACCGUGAGGCCGAACUCAUCGCGGAGCCAUUGCUCGGUGAAGGCCCCGGCGACGUCGCGAGGGCCCAAGCGGACCUGGAAGCACUCGGUGAGGAACGCAUGUCCCUUGCACGUCGACUCGCAGAGCAGGGUGAGGCUCUCCAACAUUGGACGUCGGAGUUAGAGUCUUCCAAGUCUGCUCUUGCUCGCGAUGCCUCUGCAGCGAUGCGCGCGGCAGAGAGCCAGCGCCAGCGCGAGGCACUACAGGAGGAGAUCCGCAUGGGGCAAGACAAGGCGCGGAUCCUGGAUGAUCAGCUGAGAUACGCCACAGAGGCUCUGUCUGCGCGAGCAGCAGCAGCAGAAAGCGCUCAGAAGAGGCCCAUGCAGCCUCUUCCGCAGCUGUGCGAAGGGCUUCAGGUCUGGCUCUCUGUGAACCAGGCGCAAAAAGAUUGCGAGGAGCAGCUCCUGGAGGCAAACCAAGCCCUGCGGUCAGCGGCUUCGGAGCUGAAGCAGGAACGGCGCUGCCGGCAGCAACUGCGCGGCGUCAUCCGCGACUUGGCCAUGCGAUUGCAGGACUUCGAUGCGCAGCUUGAGCAGCUUUCUCACCACGACGUCGGAAUGGAGGACGAGGAGGAAACCGCAGCGUGA